This is a messenger RNA of Rhizopus microsporus ATCC 52813, 1299 nucleotides long. Its product is annotated as glycoside hydrolase/deacetylase. The coding region runs from base 1 to 1299 and encodes 432 amino acids. Lineage: Eukaryota; Fungi; Mucoromycota; Mucoromycetes; Mucorales; Rhizopodaceae. The transcript is spliced from 5 exons. The record is from RefSeq and is a predicted model, not a curated record. Gene Ontology annotation, molecular function: hydrolase activity, acting on carbon-nitrogen (but not peptide) bonds. Gene Ontology annotation, biological process: carbohydrate metabolic process.
AUGACUAGGCACUUUACUGUUACAAUUCCCGAAGGUGGAGCAAAACCAACGGAUUUAACUUCACUCAUCCAUGAGGACUAUGCUAGAAAUAAUGAUGUAUACAAGACAGCUUUCCCUUAUGACCCUCAAGAUGAAUACUACGGUCCAAUAGACGAAAUGCCCUAUGAUGAAUAUGAUCCAGUUGAAGAUCAGAGUGAUUUCGACCCCUAUGAUGGGUAUGGUAACGAUGAUUUAUACGAUGAUGUUGAUGAUCCCAACGACUACUAUGGUAAUGAUAACCGUAAGGAGCCUCAAGAAAAGUCUCCUGCUGAUGAUGCCAAGACUAAAGUUCCUCUUACUCCAAAAGUUGGUUAUUCCACUAUCGCUCCUGUAACUAAGAGUGCUACCGCUUCUGCUAGUGCUUCUGGUAGCAUAUCUAAAUCUUUUUCUGGUCAAACGAUUUCCUGUAAAACCGAUGGACAGAUUGCAUUGACUUAUAGUGAAGGUCCAAGUGAUGUGACGGGAAAGAUAGCUCGUCAGUUGAGCAGCGUUGAUGCAAGAGCAAGCUUUUUUAUUAAUGCUACUUGGUUAACUCUUCCACAAUACGCAAGUGUUACUGAAAACUUGUACAAAGCUGGCCAUUUCAUUGGAAUGACUUACCGCGUCAAGAACGAUAACUCCGAGGCAUUGACAGAUGCAGAGCUUCGACAUGAUAUUAUUAAAAAUGCCCAGACCAUCCAGAACAUCAUCGGUGUAGCUCCUAAAUAUGUCCGACUUCACUAUACAAAAGUAAGAGAUGUUCGUACCGAGAAAAUGUUGGAAAACCUGGGAUUUGUAACAGUUGGGUACAACUUGGAUAGUCAAGACUAUGUGCAAGGUGUCGAAUCUGGUUCGGAAUUCGUUAAAGGUGUAUACACAAAGACUUUUGAAGAAUUUAAGGAGAAAUAUGGCUCUAAAGGUUCUUUCAUAUCUAUUCAUUAUGAUGGACCUCUUUCCAACUCUGUGGAGGCAAUCGGAGAUAUAGUUUCCACAAUUGAACAAGGAGGUUAUACGAUGGUCAGAUUGGAUGGAUGCUUGAAUGAUCCAAAGCCUUAUAAAAAAAAUGCAGAUGGACGUGAAUACACUUAUGACAAGUUUUCAUACAAGCAGCCUAAUUAUCAUCAAGGACAGCAGCUUGUAGCAACAGAGCCCUUGGCAACAAUUGGCGGAGAAGAAAGUAAUCAGCAGAUUGAAUUUAUGGAAAAUAUGGCAGAUAUGAACAAGGCUUCUCUCUUCAGCACCUUGCUUGCUGCAGCUUUCUUGAUUACUUACUUUUUCUAA